This is a messenger RNA of Suncus etruscus (white-toothed pygmy shrew), 3421 nucleotides long. It is a transcript of the gene STON2, whose product is annotated as stonin 2. NCBI's taxonomy places the organism in Eukaryota, Metazoa, Chordata, Mammalia, Eulipotyphla, Soricidae. Bases 279 to 2960 code for a protein of 893 amino acids. Gene Ontology annotation, molecular function: clathrin-cargo adaptor activity. The record is from RefSeq and is a predicted model, not a curated record. Gene Ontology annotation, cellular component: synaptic vesicle; AP-2 adaptor complex. Gene Ontology annotation, biological process: synaptic vesicle endocytosis; clathrin-dependent endocytosis; regulation of endocytosis. The transcript has 7 exons.
GCGGCAGCGGCGGCGCUGCAGCCGGGGGAGCGCCGUGCAAGCAAGCAAGCAAGCAAGCGGCGGGAAAACCCCGUAGCCCACUGAACCUUUUUUUUUUCCCGAUUGCGACUGACGCAGAUUAAUCAGAGGCAAAAGAGGCUUGUUGCAUGCAUUGUCAGUGCUGCCCUCUGCAAAAAUCCCAUCACAAACCCUACGCCUGCCUUAUCCACUCCUCAGCCCAGACACUGCUCUGGGGGCUGCCAAAGCUAGCACUGUGAAAAUGAUGAGCAUCCUCUAGCAUGACAACCUUGGAUCACGUGACUGCUGCCCACCAGGCAGAGUGGGUCUCCUUCAAUGAGGAGCCACUCUUUCCUGCUUCUUCUGAGGGGGCCACGGAGGACUAUCUACCAGGAUUGUCCUCUUCCUCGGAGCCCUCGGAGAGCUCCUCCACGGAGCCGCCCAUUGGGGAUGGAGCCUCUCAAGACCUUUCCCAUUCGGAAAAGGAUGAUUCUUCGGAGAAGAUGGGCCUUAUCUCGGAGGCAGCCUCCCCUCCUGGGAGCCCUGACCUGGCCUCAGCCAUCAGUGGCUGGGUUCAGUUUGAAGACGACACAUCGUGGGCCAACCCGUCACCUAUUCAGAAAGGAACAGGUGGGACAGGCACACCAUUGUCCAUGCCCUGCUGGACCUGUCCUUCCUUCGAUUCCCUGGGGAGAUGCCCUCUAACCUCUGAGAGCAGCUGGACCACACAUUCUGAAGGUACCAGUAGUCCUAGCUUGGCCCCCUCGUACACAGACCUACAACUCAUCAAUGCAGAGGAACGAAUCAGUGGCCGAGCUUCUGGCACUGAUUCCACAGACAAUUCCUCCUCACUCCAGGAAGAUGAAGAGGUAGAGCUGGAGGCCGUCAGCUGGCAAGCCAGCCAGCCAGCCAUGAAUGGCCACCCUGCCACCCCAGUGACCUCUGCUCGCUUCCCCAGUUGGGUCACUUUUGAUGACAAUGAAGUCAGCUGCGCUAUGCCACCUGUCACCUCUCCUCUGAAGCCGAAUACUCCACCUCUUGCAUCUGUGAUCUCUGAUGUUUCUGCAAACUCAACUGGGUCAUUUAAAAAGAGAGAACGUCCCAAGAGCACGUUGAUGACCUUUUCCAAAGUUCAGAAGUUGGACAUUUCUUCCUUGAACCGUACACCUUCUGUAACGGAGGCUCCCCCUUGGAGGGCCACCAAUCCCUUCCUGAAUGAAACUCUCCAGGAUGUCCAACCAUCCCCGAUCAACCCUUUCAGUGCUUUCUUCGAGGAGCAAGAGAGACGCUCCCAAAGCAAUUCCAUUUUGAGUAGCACAGGUAAAAGCCAAAGAGACUCCCUCAUCGUCGUCUACCAGGACACCAUCAGCUUUGAUGAUUCAAGCAAAAGCCAGUCACAUUCUGACGCUGUGGAAAAACUCAAACAACUGCAGAUCGAUGAUCCUGAUCACUUAGGCAGUACGGCCCUCCCAGAUGAUGACCCUGUUGCUUGGAUUGAAUUAGAUGCCCCCCUCCCUGGCUCAGCCCUGACUCAGCCCCAGGACGGGUGGUCAAUGAUGCUGAGGAUCCCUGAGAAAAAAAACAUCAUGUCUUCGCGGCACUGGGGACCCAUCUAUAUCAAACUGACAGACAGUGGCUUCCUUCAGCUAUAUUAUGAGCAGGGCUUAGAAAAACCAUUUCGUGAGUUCAAGCUUGAGAUCUGCCAUGAGAUUUCCGAACCUCGGCUCCAAAACUAUGAUGAGAAUGGCCGGAUCCACAGUUUGCGGAUAGACCGUGUCACCUACAAGGAAAAGAAGAAGUACCAGCCUAAACCCUCUGUGGCCCAUACAGCCGAGAGGGAGCAAGUGAUUAAGCUGGGCACCACUAACUAUGAUGACUUCCUGAGUUUCAUUCAGGCCAUUCAGAACCGUCUCAUGGACCUGCCAGUGUUGUCAAUGGAUCUGACCACAGUGGGCUUGAACUACCUGGAAGAGGAGAUCACAGUGGAUGUCCGAGAUGAAUUCUCGGGCAUGGUGAGUAAAGGAGACCACCAGAUUCUCCAACAUCAUGUCUUGACCCGAAUACAUGUCCUGAGUUUCCUCUCGGGGCUUGCCGAGUGUCGCUUGGGUCUCAAUGACAUCCUCAUCAAAGGCAAUGAGAUUGUUUCCCGGCAGGACAUCAUGCCAAUCACCACCACCAAGUGGAUCAAGCUCCACGAGUGCCGCUUUCAUGGCUGCGUGGAUGAGGAUGUCUUUAGCAGCUCCCGGGUGAUCCUGUUCAACCCUUUGGAUGCCUGCAGGUUCGAGCUAAUGCGUUUUAGGACAGUCUUUGCUGAGCAGACAUUGCCCUUCACACUCAGGACGGCUGCAAGCAUCAAUGGGGCAGAGGUGGAGAUCCAGAGCUGGCUCCGGAUGUCCUCUGGCUUUUCCUCUAACCGUGACCCACUCACUCAGGUUCCCUGUGAGAAUGUCAUGGUCCGUUAUCCGGUACCCAGUGAGUGGGUGAAAAAUUUCCGCAGGGAAAGUGUCCUGGGGGAAAAGUCAUUGAAAGCCAAAGUGAACCGGGGGGCAAGCUUUGGCUCAACGAGCGUGUCUGGCUCGGAGCCCGUCAUGAGAGUCACUCUGGGAACUGCCAAAUAUGAACAUGCCUUCAACUCCAUUGUGUGGAGGAUAAACCGCCUGCCUGACAAAAACUCUGCCUCUGGCCAUCCUCACUGUUUCUUCUGCCACCUUGAACUGGGCUCUGACCGGGAAGUGCCUUCCAGAUUUGCCAGUCAUGUGAAUGUUGAGUUUACCAUGCCCACAACUUCUGCCUCCAAAGCCGCGGUGAGAUCCAUCUCUGUGGAAGACAAGACUGACGUCAGGAAGUGGGUGAAUUACUCCGCACAAUACAGCUACAAGGUGGAAAUUGAGCAAAAAAAGAGCUUGAAGCCAGACUUUGAAGGAGAAGAGCUGGAAAAUCCCCAGGAAUGUGGGGUCCAGUGAUGGAGCUCUACUUAGCAUAGGGGACUGGGCUCAAGAAUUCUAACAGGAUAUCUUCCUGACCACUAGAUUCAAGGCAAGACCUGCCACGGCUACACUGUGUAAGGAACAGUGAAUCCAACCUUCCUGCUGCUGGUUAGCUGCAUUUUAACAGGAACUCCUGAGGAGGUGGCUUGAGAGAAGCUCCGAUCAUGCCCAACUCACCCAGUUCGCCUGAUUUGGGCGUCUUAAUGGUUAAAUGAAGCCUCCUUGUUUGGCUUUGUUCUUCUCAUAGCACUUGGGUGUGCUUUGAUGUGACUGUUAGAAUCAGGAAAAGAACUUCCCACAUCAGUGUUGCCAUAUUUCUGUCUGAGGUUUAUCUGCCACUUAUAGCAGCGUCUGGAAAUGAUUGUCUGAGAAAUUAACUAAGAAUCUAUCUCUUUGCAACUCCCCUUAGAAAAAUUUCAGAAAAGGUACAAAGUGAA